AUGGCAGGGUCUGUGAGGAGUUCCAUGCUGUCUUCCUUUCUUCUAUUCACUGUCAUUUUGUCUCUUCAAGAAAUGUAUAGAGCAAAGUUAGCUUCAUCAGAGUUAUUCACCAUACUGGGAGGGUUCAGCAGUUCUCUCCUAUUUGUUUUGCUUCUGACGUUGAUUGGAAAUUAUCAAGAAACCUCUGGCAACAGGACUGGAUGGGGUUCUGUUGAUUGGAAAUUAUCAAGAAACCUCUGGCAACAGGACUGGAUGGGGUUCUGGUAA
Ilex paraguariensis (yerba mate) is the source of this 267-nucleotide messenger RNA. The record is from the annotation of a GenBank genome assembly. Lineage: Eukaryota; Viridiplantae; Streptophyta; Magnoliopsida; Aquifoliales; Aquifoliaceae.